Molecule: messenger RNA, 2624 nt
Organism: Leucoraja erinaceus (little skate)
Lineage: Eukaryota; Metazoa; Chordata; Chondrichthyes; Rajiformes; Rajidae
Gene: wars2
Product: tryptophanyl tRNA synthetase 2, mitochondrial
Exons: 6
Coding region: 33-1112 (359 amino acids)
Biological process (GO): mitochondrial tryptophanyl-tRNA aminoacylation
Cellular component (GO): mitochondrion; mitochondrial matrix
Molecular function (GO): ATP binding; tryptophan-tRNA ligase activity
Source: RefSeq, a predicted model, not a curated record
CCCCAGGGCGGCCCUUCACCUUUCAGCCCAAGAUGGCGGCGCCGGUGGCGAGGCGGGCUCUCGGCGUUGCCACGUUUAAAUGCGGCCUGCAGCGGUUCAGCGGCGAGGCCACAUCUGUCCCGAAGGUUGCCGACCGAGUCUUCUCUGGGAUUCAGCCGACUGGUGUGCCUCACCUGGGAAACUAUCUUGGAGCCAUUGAGAGCUGGGUGAGGCUGCAGGAUGGCUACAGCUGCGUUCUCUACAGUAUCGUGGAUCUGCACUCCAUCACGGUUCCUCAGGACGCCAGCACGCUCAGGCACAACAUUCUCGACAUGACAGCCAGUCUCCUGGCAUGCGGCAUCGACCCUGAGCGAUCAGUCCUCUUCCAACAAUCCAAGAUUUCGGAACACACUGAAUUAGCUUGGAUCUUGGGUUGUCUGACCAGCUUGCCACGAUUGCGUCAUUUGCCACAAUGGAAGAUGAAAGCCUCUGGUCAGAAGGAAGAAGGCAGUUUGGGUCUGUUUUCAUAUCCAGUGCUGCAGGCUGCAGAUAUUCUGUUAUACAAAGCAACCCACGUACCUGUUGGCGAGGAUCAGAUACAGCAUCUGGAAUUGGCACAAGAUAUAGCCCGGAUCUUCAAUAACCAAUAUGGAGGCUCCUUCCCUGUACCAAAAGCUAUUCUAAGUGACACUAAGAAAAUUAAAUCGCUGAGAAACCCUGCCACAAAGAUGUCAAAGUCAGAUCCUCAAAGGUUAGCGACGGUGUACGUCACUGAUUCAGCAGAGGAGAUAUUAUUGAAGUUUCGCAAAGCAGUGACAGACUUCACGUCUGAAGUGACGUAUGACCCGGACACACGCCCGGGAGUGUCGAACCUGGUAGCGGUGCACACGGCAGUGACCGGAAAGACCAUCCAGGAGGUUGUACAACAAAGCAAAGGGCUGGACACUGCACGCUACAAGUGUGUGGUGGCUGAGGCAGUCAUUGAGAAGUUUGCUCCAAUUAAGAACAAAAUUGAGAGACUGAGAGCAGACCGAGGUUUCCUCGAACAGGUUCUGCAUCGUGGAGCUCAAAAGGCAAAAGAGCUCGCUCGCCCAUUUUACCAUGAGAUCCAAAAGCUGGUCGGCUUCAGCUAAUCCACUCUGUGACUAAUCCAGCAUUAUGGCCAAUACUGUUUGCACUGGGUGCCUGGUGGUAGAUGUAAUCAAGUUGUUCAGAAUGGGUGCUCAGCAAUCAUGUAACGUACAUGAUUAUUCAUGUUCUCUUCACCCCACCCUGCUCUCUGCAACUUAAAACAGCUUCUGAUUUCUCACCCUUCCUAUUACUGAUGAGGCCAUCAACCUGAAAGGACACAAAGUGCUGGAGUAACUGAGCAGGUCUGGCAACAUGUCUGCAGAACGUGGAUAGGCGACAUUUCUUCAGACUGAAGAAGAGUCCAGACCCGAAACGUCACCUAUUCGCUUUCUCCACAGAUGCUACCUGACCCACUGAGGUGCUCCAGCACCUUACAUUUUACCGAAGAUUCCAGCAUCUGCAGUUCCUUGUGCCUGAGUGUUAAAGUACAGCAACUUAAAUGUUCUCAUGAUUUUGCCAUGACUUUGUGAGACAAUGCGGAGUGGUACUUAGUGCAGAAGAAGGUCACUUUGAGGGAGCCAUGUGAGCAUGCAGCAUCCCAGCUAACAUGACCAAGUAGCAAGUUAGAGUCAUACAGUGUGGAAACAGGUCCUUCAGCCCAACUUGCCCAUGCCGACCAUCUAAACAAGUACCACCUUCCUGCAUUUGGCCCUUAUCCCUCUAAAUCUGUCCUCAACUACCCCCUCCAGCAGCUCGUUCCAUACACCCACCAUCCUUUGUGUAGAAACGUUACCCCUCAUGUUCCUGUUAAAUCUUAACCCCCUCACCUUAAACCUAUGUCCUCUGGUUCUCGAUUCCACUACUCUGGGCAAGAGACUCUGUGCAUCUACCCGAUCUAUUCCUCUCAUGAAUUUGUACACCUCUGUAAGAUCCCCCUCAUCCUCCUGCGCUCCAAGGAAUAGUCCUAGCCUGCUCAGGUUGAGCUAAGAUCCUAGUCUAGGUUGUCUGCCCUCAGUUAGAAAAGGAGUUGAACCUAAUGGGAAUACAGGAAGAAAACCUGAUUGAAAUCUGAACCUUCUCUGCUGCAUAAUUGAGCUGCUUCAAUGAAAUAGGAAAAUGUUGGUGAUAACUGAAUAUUGCAAUGUAGAAUCAGUGUCUGAGGUGAAAUCACAAUACUUACAUGAACAUCACUGUAGCUGAGAAAUUAUCUUUUCAUCUCAAUACAGGAAUUAUUUCUUGCUGAUUGAAAUAUUUAAGUGAAUGUUAUCACAAGCAAUACUGAACUCUUCAUUUCAAAGUCUGAAGCAGGCAAAAGUAAAUAGAAGAAUGGUGGAUUGAAUGUGAAUUAUCCAGCUUGGUGUGAAGCAAAUAAAUCUGAUGAUGGAUAUAAAAUAUAUUUUAUUUUUCGCCAUCUCCACGCUUUAUGGCAGUAACCAUUGCUCCUUUAGACUUUAGAAACAUAGAAACAUAGAAAUUAGGUGCAGGAGUAGGCCAUUCGGCCCUUCGAGCCUGCACCGCCAUUCAAUAUGAUCAUGGCUGAUCAUCCAACUCAGUAUCCCGUACCUGCCUUCUCU